AUGGCCAGUCCAGGGAGGGCGAUUUCAGCAUCCAAAACGAUUCAACGGCCGGCGCCUGUGAGACCCCGCUUCCACAGCGGAAUGAAGCUGGCGUGUGGCAGUGCCGUGGGCUUGGCAUUGCUUCGUCAGUUCUCGAAGCGCCGCUUGCCGGGCGCAAGAUUUGUUGCCAUCCGCGCCUGGCAGCAGCCGCUUUCCGGGAAAUUGCCCGAGCCACUUCGCGCCACGGAUGGCCGCAAACCUGAUGCUCCACCAGAAGAUGUUUUCACUCUUGACACCAUCACACAGCGAAUGCCCAAGAUCUUGCAGUCAGUCCUCGCGAGCCUGCCGCCUGCUGUGAAAUCGGCCGAACUUGAAAAGAACAUCGAAGCACUGCAGGAUGACAUGAGACAAGGGGCUCAGCUACGGCUCCUGACAAGUGACAGCCCGCGGGUCGGAGCGAACGCGUGGAAUCAGCAUCUUGAAGCUUUUAUCGAACGUGGAGAGGGAUGGCACACAGCACCAUGGUGGCUGGUGGAGAAUUACAUGUACAAGCGCCUGCUGGAGGAUUCCGCACGCUCUUUCAGUAUCUUUCAGUAUCCUGAGCUGCUCCUCCCCCCACCCCUCGCUAGUUGGGUGUGA
Molecule: messenger RNA, 618 nt
Organism: Symbiodinium natans
Lineage: Eukaryota; Dinophyceae; Suessiales; Symbiodiniaceae
Source: the annotation of a GenBank genome assembly